Molecule: messenger RNA, 2302 nt
Organism: Spodoptera exigua (beet armyworm)
Lineage: Eukaryota; Metazoa; Arthropoda; Insecta; Lepidoptera; Noctuidae
Source: the annotation of a GenBank genome assembly
UUGAGGUUAUUUCACGAUAAAUUUACAUAACUUUAAAUUAGUUAUUAUUUUUAAAUUAAAGUGUUAUAAUGGAGCGGAAAAAUAAACCGAAAUCGUUUAAAGCUACGCAUUUCCCACCGUUAUUGGCGGGGGCUGUAGCUGGCGUGUCUGUAGAUGUGACCCUAUAUCCUCUGGAUACUCUUAAGACUCGGCUGCAGAGUGCUCAAGGUUUCCAAAAAGCUGGCGGCUUCAGUGGUGUUUACAGAGGUCUGCUGACAGUAGCAGCGACGUCUAUGCCGACAACAGCGCUGUUCUUCGCAUCGUAUGAAGCUACGAAGACCCUCUGCCAGCCGUUAGUGGCCACGCAGUACACACCCUUGGUACACAUGUUCGCAGCCAGCGUCGGGGAAGUGCUGGCGUGUCUAAUCCGAGUCCCGACGGAGAUAGCGAAACAGAGGAAGCAAACAUACGUCGGCACAAACUCCAAGAGUAGUAUUUCAAUACUUUUACACGCGUAUAAAACGGAGGGUUUCUUCCGGGGCGUGUACCGCGGCUUCGGUUCCACCGUCCUUCGGGACCUUCCCUUCAGCUUCAUAGAGCUGCCUGUCUGGGAAAUGUUGAAGACAACCGUCAGGAAAUAUAAUGACGGCGAGAUUAGCAGUUUUCAGAGCGCAAUCUGCGGGUCAAUAGCAGGCGGUUUCGCAGCGGUCCUAACAACGCCUCUAGACCUCGCCAAAACCCGCAUCAUGCUAUCAGACAGUUACAGAGUCUCCGGCAAAAUGAAGAUCAAGCCUGUCCUAACAGCCAUCUACAUAGAGUCAGGAUUCAAAGGUCUUUUCGCCGGAGUCAUGCCCAGAAUGACCGCCAUCAUGAUUGGAGGUUUUGUGUUCUUCGGAGUUUACGAAGACACGAAGAAGUAUGUCGAAAAAUAUUUCGAUGGAAGAUAGCAUUUGGUUGUAAUUAGCUAAUAAUCAAGGUCAAGUGUUUGUCUGUGAUUUUCUUAGACACUAUUGAUAUACGGCCAAGGAAAACUUUGGUAGAUGGUUCUAAUGUGAAGAAAUUAAAGUCUGGGGUAAAUCUAGUAAGAAUUAGCUUCUUACACCCGGUUUCCGAAAGGCCGUUCAAUGUUAAAAUCAAUUUAAUCUCUUGUCAAGUCAUCUGAUUGGUUGUUGAUAAUUCAGUCAACAACAUAAUAAUUCAGUUAACAGGAGAUUAGUUAAUUUUAGCGUUGACAAGCCUUUCAGAAACCGGGUGUAAGUCUUCAACACCUAAGCAGAUGGAACAAUUAUGAUGAGAUUAUGUAAAGAGAUAUAUUCUGGGGUCGUCCUUACGUAAAUAAUUUGUAGGAAAAAAAACGAUUUAUUACGAAUUCAAAGGUUAUUAACUAAAUGUGAACAAUCUUGGCAAGUCUUUUUAUCUAAAAGUUGUCGAAAAAUUAUCUUCUAAUUAGGUAUUUAAUUAAAUCUAUGUUAGCUAAUAAAUUGAAUUUAAAUAAUCUUUGUAUGUAUUUUAUACGACGUCUUUAAUAUAAAAAGACAUACCAACAUUGUUUACCUAUAGUUAACUACCUAUAUAUAUGUAUAGACCAUACAACAGUACAAUAUGGUGCUUUAGUUUUAUUCCAAGACUUGUCUGUAUAAUAAUAAUUCUGAAUUAAGUCGUAUGUGUGAGAAUUGUAUUUAUAUUGAAUACUUAUGUUGUAAUUUUGGAUGUAAGGUGCAAUGUUUUAAAUGCUUAUCCAUUAUUUAUAUAUUGACAUUGUAGAUUUUAUACCUAUAAACUUGCAACGAAAAUUGUUUAUUUAUUUGACGUUGACAGAGCUCUAGAAAACAUAAUUAUAUUUUAAGGGCAUAAUAUGUUAAAUCUCACUAACAGGGAUGUGAACUGCCGUAAAAGAUUUUGUUCCGAAAAUAAGUAGUUUGGUAGUUUCUGACUAGUCAAAAUAUCUAUAUUUUUAUCAAAAUGCAAUCUUCAGCGAAUUUUUUAAUAUUUUUUUAACAUAUUUUAAUGGCCACAUUAUGAUUUUCUGAUACGACAUACGUAAGUAAUUUCUUUCGUAACUUAAAGUAUUUAAGGUAAAAAAAACUUGAGACCAAAGAAAUAUUUUUUCACCAAUAAGUAGGUACCUACUACCUAUGUUUAAUAUUGUUCAUCAUGCCUUUUUUUUUGUUUGGCUUCCAAAAUGGGUUCCUAAUUCAUUAUUAUACCUCAGUUUCCUGGUGUAGGGUUGUAUAAUCGAUAAGUAGAUAGUUAUGUGUAUUUUAUAUACAUUAUGUAUAUUUAUUGUUGUUGAAUUUGUUAUGUAAAUAGCGUUAGUUCUGUG